GCAAGCCGCGCCGCUCACAUUCCCGGAGGCGCUCGGCCCGGGGGCUCGACGAGGGGGAUGGCUGGCGCACUCGCUCUCCCCGCUGUCGGCGAGAGGCGGCUCCAAUCGUGACAGCAGCAACAAGGAAGUGGAGGCGAGGGCUCGCGCGCGCAUCCCGGGGGCUGGAGGAGCCCCGGCCCCGCGGCCCCGCCCGGCGACACACGGCGCGGAGUCGCGACAGCCCCCUCGCUUCCCCUCCUCGGAGUCGCGAUAUGGGGUCGUGAAGGACAAGUGCAGGAGCACAGGUUCGCUCCGCAGGCUCCUCACCGAUGCCUGCCGAGGGCCCCGGGGGUCAAGCCCCGGGGAGCUCGAGGAAGACAACAGGUACACAGUCGUCACCGAGGCACUGGUUUGGCCGCUGAGCAGCAGCACACCACGGAUCGCCAGGGAGACCCGUCCCGGCUGCCCUCGCGGCGCACCGGAAGCGGUCGGCGGCGCGUGACUGCGUGCGACCCCUCGCGCAAGCGCAACAGCCCAGCUGUAGCUUGGGGGCGGACCCAUACGAAAUACUCAAAGGCUUGGAGGGGGUCUAUUAAGGCGAAGGGACUGCUUCCGGCCAGAGGUCCCGGGCAGAGGAGGAAGCUGUGGUUGCCGGGGGUGGGGCCCCCCGGCCGCCCAGCCCCUGGGCACAGCUGUGGGGCGUUCAGUUUGCCACACUUGUGGCAAAGCAAGCUGCGAGGAGGAACCAGACAGCCCUGUUAGUUGUGGCCAGCCCUCACUCCCUGGAAAUGGCAAACAAGGGGAACAAGAAGCAUCAGCAGUUCUCUCUGGAAGAGAAAAUGAAAGUUGUGGAAGCUGUAGACUCGGGCAAGAGGAAAGGUGACGUGGCAAAAGAAUUUGGUAUCACUCCCUCUACUUUAUCUACAUUCUUAAAGGAUCGCACCAAAUUUGAAAAAAAGGUACGGGAGGCAUCCGUGGGACCCCAGCGGAAAAGGAUGAGGAGCGCUCUUUAUGAUGACAUUGAUAAGGCUGUUUUUGCUUGGUUUCAAGAAAUCCAUGCCAAAAACAUUCUUGUGACUGGUUCUGUCAUUCGGAAAAAAGCACUAAACUUGGCCAACAUGCUUGGCUAUGACAAUUUUCAAGCAAGUGUGGGCUGGCUGAACAGAUUUAGAGAUCGCCACGGAAUUGCUUUGAAAGCAGUCUGUAGAGAAGAUACUGACAGAUUAAUGAAUGGUCUAGGAAUAGAUAAGGUUAACGAGUGGCAUGCAGGGGAAAUUAUAAAACUGAUUGCUGACUACAGCCCAGAUGAUAUCUUUAAUGCUGAUGAGACAGGAGUGUUUUUCCAGUUGCUUCCCCAGCAUACACUUGCUGCUAAAGGAGACCAUUGUAGAGGGGGCAAGAAAGCAAAGCAGCGGUUGACAGCACUCUUUUGUUGCAAUGCCUCGGGGACUGAAAAAAUGAGACCAUUGAUCGUUGGUAGGUCAGCCAGCCCACGCUGCCUCAAGAACAUCCAUUCCCUCCCUUGUGAUUACCAAGCCAACCAGUGGGCUUGGAUGACAAGGGAUCUGUUUAAUGAGUGGCUGAUGCAAGUGGAUGCCAGGAUGAAGAGGGCGGAAUGCCGGAUCCUCUUGCUGAUUGACAACUGCUCUGCUCAUAACAUGCUUCCACGCUUGGAAAGGAUUCAGGUUGGGUAUCUGCCCUCCAACUGUACUGCUGUCCUGCAGCCACUGAAUCUUGGCAUAAUUCACACCAUGAAAGUACUAUACCGGAGCCACCUUCUAAAACAGAUCCUCCUCAAGCUCAGCAGCAGGGAGGAUCAAGAAGAGGUGGACAUCAAGCAGGCCAUCGACAUGAUUGCUGCAGCAUGGUGGUCAGUCAAGCCAUCCACAGUGGUCAUAUGUUGGCAGAAGGCAGGCAUCAUCCCUAUGGAAUUUGCAGAAUGUGACAUAGAAUCAGCAGCCAGUGAACCAGACACUGCCAUUGAAAAGUUGUGGCACACAGUGGCUAUUGCCACCUGUGUCCCAAAUGAAGUAAAUUUCCAGGACUUUGUUACUGCAGAUGAUGAUCUCAUUAUCUCUCAGGACACAAACAUCAUCCAGGGCAUGGUGGCUGGUGAAAAUACCAGUGAAGCAGGAAGUGAAGAUGAAGAGGAGGUAUCUUUACCAGAGCAACCAAAAGUCACCAUCACAGAAGCCAUAUCAAGUAUACAGAAACUUAGACAGUUCCUUUCCACUUGUGUAGACGUUCCUGAUGCCAUUUUUGGACAAUUAAAUGGCAUAGAUGAAUAUUUAAUGAAAAGAGUGACACAAACCCUUGUUGAUUCCAAAAUUACAGAUUUCCUCCAAACAAAGUAAUGCAGGAAUUUAUUUCAGAAAAUGUAGUUUACAAGAAUAAAGAUUUCUUUAGAUAGGCUGUUGAGCCAAUUUAAGUAAAGCAAUAUUAUUAUGACAACAUUCCAGUACUCUGAAAUAGCCAGGAAACGUCCUUGAAUGGAAUUUAACUAAUACGUGUGUUGUCUUGUCUUCUCUUUUCUUUUUGGCUGUCUCUGGUCCUUGAUUCAAGAUGUAUUUUGAUUUAUCCAAGGGUUUCCAAACUUGUCUGCACAUUAGAUCACUUGAGAAUCCUUUAAAAAUUCCAAAGCUCAGGCCAUAUCCCAGGCCUAUUCAAUCACAAUCUUUGGUGAUGGGUCACAGGCAUUGGGAGUUUUGAAGCUCUCCAGGUGAUUCCAAUGUGCAGACAAGUUUGGAAACUGAACCAACCACAGGAACAUCAAGUACACUAUGGGCCUGGGUCCAGCUUCUUCCCAGUAAGGCUAUCUCAGGGGCUUCCAAAUCUAGCUCACAUCAGAAUCACUUGGAAGGCUUGUUAAAAUCCAAGGCUGCUAGGCCCACCCCCAGAGUUUGAUACAGUAGACCUCAGGUGGGACCCAGAAAUGUGCAUUUCUAACAUAGCUGAUGCAGUCGAGGCUCCAUGCUUUGAAAACCACUAGUCUAGCUUUAGAUAGGAUAUUGAGCCAAUUUAAAUAAAGCAAUAUACUGGUCUAGCUGAGUUCUAGAACUUCUCUCUUUAGCUGGCCAUCUCAAUACUCCCCUGUCACUAAUUGUU
This is a messenger RNA of Rhinopithecus roxellana (golden snub-nosed monkey), 3084 nucleotides long. RefSeq names its product tigger transposable element derived 6 (gene TIGD6). Bases 768 to 2333 code for a protein of 521 amino acids. Gene Ontology annotation, cellular component: nucleus. The transcript is spliced from 2 exons. The record is from RefSeq and is a predicted model, not a curated record. Gene Ontology annotation, molecular function: DNA binding. NCBI's taxonomy places the organism in Eukaryota, Metazoa, Chordata, Mammalia, Primates, Cercopithecidae.